Molecule: messenger RNA, 3411 nt
Organism: Oreochromis aureus
Lineage: Eukaryota; Metazoa; Chordata; Actinopteri; Cichliformes; Cichlidae
Exons: 5
Coding region: 1951-3411 (486 amino acids)
Source: RefSeq, a predicted model, not a curated record
UUAGCGACAGUUCUCUUACGUCUUGCAGAUAGCCGGCUAGCUAGCCAGCUGCCGCUAGCACCGCUAGCAUAUGACGACACUAGGCAAUGACGACACUAUCAACGGCGCGCGUCUCUUCGCCCCUCCUCCGCUUUGAAAUUGACCGUAGACGUGCUUUUGUAAGACAACGUGGCUAUCGUUUCACGGUAACCCGUCUUUCCCCCCUCCUCCGCUUUGGACUUGAACUUACAGUGAUUUUCUGAAGUGUUUACUAAGACACACCGUAAGCUUUUACAAGGUAAGUGUAUCUCUCUCCCUCUGGUUUGAAAUUUAGCUUUGAAAGUGAUUUUUUUUUUAUGUGUUUCUUUAUCGAUUUCUUUGUUUCGGCACGUUCGGCACGAUGCUAAAGCCAGUUAGCGGAUAGUCAGCUAAGGGAAGCGUUUCUGUCCCUCCUCUGCUUUUGAAAUUGACCUCUAAAAGUGCUUUUCUGUGUCUUGACGCUGAUAUCUACAAAAUGACUGUGAUUUUAUUCCAGUGGUAUCGUUUGUAAUUAAACCUUUUUAAGAUACGACUCUCAAAAAAUAGCUUCGUUGCAGUCGCGUUUCACACGUCUCUUUGUCUCGUGGUGUUUUGUUGCUGGCUAGUUAGAGGAUAUUAAGCGUCUCCCAGUUUGAAAUUGAUUUUGAAAGUGAUUUACUAUGACAAGGUAAGCGUGUCUCUGGUUUGAAAUUUAGCUUUGAAAGUGAUUUUUUUUUUUUAUGUGUUUCUUUAUCGAUUUCUUUGUUUCGGCACGUUCGGCACGAUGCUAAAGCCAGUUAGCGGAUAGUCAGCUAAGGGAAGCGUUUCUGUCCCUCCUCUGCUUUUGAAAUUGACCUCUAAAAGUGCUUUUCUGUGUCUUGACGCUGAUAUCUACAAAAUGACUGUGAUUUUAUUCCAGUGGUAUCGUUUGUAAUUAAACCUUUUAAGAUGCGACUCUCACCGCGUCCGAAACAAUAGCUCCGUUGUAGUCACGUUUCACACCUCUCUUUGUCUGUCUUUAUAAGGCAUUAACUACAGCAGCCUUUAAUACAUCAACUCUUGAUUCAGCCAAGGUAAGUGCCCCCCCUUAUAUUUUCUAUGUAUGUGUUCAGCUGAUAUUUAGAAAAAAAAAUAGGUGUGUUUAGCGCUGGAUGUCAUUUUAUUCCAGAGCUGUUGUUUGUAAUUAAAACUUUUAAGAUUAGAUGGUACAGUGUUUUUACUCCCUUCCAAACAGUAAAGUUCCUCUUUGUCUCUCAGUAGGAAAUUUAAACCAGACAGUACAAGGCUACAUUUCAGUGUUACAAGCCAAUCAGUUUGCUGAUUGUUCUGUGAGAUUUGUUUGCAAAGUUUAAGGAGUUAAGUAGGACUGUGAACAUCUGGGUCUGCUUGCUGCUGGCAUUCUGCCAGAGCCUCAGCAACAAGACCGCCUCCCAGCAACGAGACUGCCUGUCAGCCUUGCAAGGUACCCAAUUUUCCAAUUACUCUAUAACAAAACUGUUGUGGGCAACAAGACUGUCUCCUAAGUUUGCAAGCCAAUCACUUUGCCAAAUGUUCUUGUAAGAUUUGUUUGAAAAGUUUGAGGUGUUAAGUAGGACUGUGAACAUCUGGGUUUGCUUGCUGCUGGCAUUCGAACAGCGUCUCAGCAACAACACUGCCUCCCAGCUUUGUAAGGUAAUUACUUUCCCAAUUACUGUACACCAAAACGAAGUAACUGUCUUGGUCAACAAGUCUGCCUCCCAACUUUCAAGGUAAUCACUUUCUCAAUUACAAUAUACAAACUGUUAUGGAACUUUACUUAACAAAGCCUUAAGACCGGGUAGUGACACUAUCAAUAUGUCUAUUUAAAGAAAAGAGAGAUUUUUUUUUUGUUCUUGUAGUCAUCUUGUCUGUCAAUGUAUCAGAGGGUUAAAAUAACAAAUUGCUUGAAAUGCCAAUAAUUAAUAUUCUGUUUUUAUGUUGACAUUCUACCAGAUGCCGAGAAAAAAUAAAAGAUCCCAGGCACAAAAGAAGCGCUGGAAACCACUUGACCUGGUCGAUCCUGCUGUCCCAAUGCUCACUGGCCACAACCAAGAUGAGGCAGUCAGUAGUUUUCCAUCUGACCAGCAGACGGCACCAGCCGGGUUAUCUUUGGAAACACAGGAUAGACCCACCUCCUUAUGUUCCCCAGGUACCAAGCAGACAGCACCAGCCAGCUUGUCCUUGGAAACGGAGAAUAGACCCACCUCCUUAUGUCCUCCAGGCAGCAAGAGUUCAGAAACUCGUCCACCAGCAAAACGAGUCCGGGCAACCGAUGAUUUCCACACGGCAUCAAAUUCUCCACCUAAAAAGCCUUUCCACAACAUAAAUGAACAACUACUGACAGAGGAGCUACAGAGCAACGCAGUUCAGCACUUCUGGUGUGUCAGUGCAACUCAUUGUCAAAGUGAUGAAAGGUACACAGAAUUCUCUCGAAAUCAUCAGUGCACAUGUAAUGCCCUCACAUUCCUGGCCUACCUUAAUGAGGAACACCAGUUCAACACAGCCCGACUUGAUAAGGUGCUUGAACAGGGAGAUGCACUCUACUGUUGGAUUAAAACAAAUCUUCAGCAGGAGAGGCGUUACACACAAGAUCAUUUGACCAUGGAGGACAUGCCCAAAGAAGUUCAUGCUGACAUAAAUGUCUACAGUGUGAAAAUGGACAACAUAAGGUACGGAUACCUGAAAGCAGAGGACAAAACUUAUCAAAGAAAAGGAUGGUGGUUGCCUCUUGCUAGUCGCCUUGUAUGUCUGUCAACAGAUGUGAACUAUGCUUUGCUCAUGGUUUCGCCUCAGUGCAUUGCAGUUUUCCGUGACAAAUCUGGGAGGUAUGGAUUAUUUGAUUCACAUUCAAGAAGUGCAGCAGGUUUACCCCAGCCAAAUGGAACAGCAGUCAUGCUCACUUUCACUCAUGUGAAUGACCUGAUCACCCACCUGCAUAACCUUUUCCAAAAUCAAGGCAGGUAUGCAAGAUAUGAGUUUGUGCCUGUUUCUUUCAAAAGAGUCAGCACUCACAACGAACAGCCUGCACAGUCAACUCAAGCAACACCAGGAGCAACAGCUACAUCACCACAAAAUGAACCACAAAUCACAAAUCCCACUGUGCAAGUGCCUCAACCAGAAUCAGCCCAAACCUACAUGACAAUGUUAGAAAGUGCUUUAAACCCACAACAAGACAAAAUGGCUUCAAAUCAAAUUUGUGAACAUCAACUUGAAACAUCUGUUGAUCCAACAAGCAACAUCCAGAAAGAACAACAAGAAAUUGGCCUCAAUAAUGAAAGAGAUAAAGUAAAAGAUAAAACCCACCAAAAAGCAAGAAAUGUGAGCAGAUUAAAUAAAGGACGACGUGGGAAAGCUAUUCGUCAAGCUCAAAAAGUCAGAGGAGUAUGUAAAAGCUAA